Molecule: messenger RNA, 3470 nt
Organism: Rattus norvegicus (Norway rat)
Lineage: Eukaryota; Metazoa; Chordata; Mammalia; Rodentia; Muridae
Gene: Rasd2
Product: RASD family, member 2
Exons: 3
Coding region: 852-1652 (266 amino acids)
Biological process (GO): locomotory behavior; synaptic transmission, dopaminergic
Cellular component (GO): synapse; plasma membrane
Molecular function (GO): GTP binding; GTPase activity
Source: RefSeq, marked provisional
GGGUGCAGCAUCCGGAGCUCGAGCUUGGGCCAUCCCGGGUGGACUCCACGUUCGCUGGCGGGAGAGGACGAGGGAGGAGCCCACCCUAAGAAACUUCUCCCCCCUUUGGGGAGAGGAGGCACAGUGCUGAGCGACGGCGGCUUCGGACGAAGUUGGAGCUGCUGAGCCUCGGGGCGGCGUUCAAGGCUCCUUCCCACACGCGCGCUGAGCGCAGCUAGCGGCGUCGGGCGAGGAGCAAGCGGUGGUCCUUUCCGCGAGGGUCAGCAGCCCGACUUCGGGCAGCCAGGAAGGCCGCGGCCCGGCGCGCAAGUCCCUCUACCCUGCACGCGGCCACGGCGGGAGAAGGAGGUAACGUAAGCGGCCAGGCGGGUUCGUAGGCUGGAGACACACACCGAUCGUCACCCCCAAAGGUCCCCCUGAGUCUCCAGGGUUCGCUUCUACAUCCCCGGAGUCGUGCCCCCUCCCCCCUCAGCGCGGAGCCCCAGGCGGGGACACCCCGAAUUGAACGUUCCCAAACCUCCGUGCACCUGGCUCAACCGGAGUCCCCCGUGUCAGGGCAGGGCAAGGCCGCCGGCGGUGAGCCGGAGCCAGCCCAGCGCCCCGGCUCUGCCGAGCCCUCGGAGCCCACCCAUGGGUCAUCCCCUGCUCUGCGGGCCUCUUCGCCCUGUCGCGCUCAGCCCAGCUCCGGGCGCCGCGCGCAGGAGGAUCUGUACGCAGUGACCCUGGAGCCCCCGCAGACGCCGGGAGACUCGGCGGCGGGAGCCGCAGGCGGUUCCCCACACCUCCAGGAGCUUCCAGGGAGCCCUCCAAGCCGUGCUCGGGGUCCGUCCCGCUGUUCCCAGCCCAGAGCCAUGAUGAAGACCUUGUCCAGCGGGAACUGCACACUCAACGUGCCCGCUAAGAACUCCUACCGCAUGGUGGUGCUGGGUGCCUCCCGGGUGGGCAAGAGCUCCAUUGUCUCCCGUUUCCUUAAUGGCCGCUUUGAGGAUCAGUACACACCCACCAUCGAGGACUUUCAUCGCAAGGUGUACAACAUCCAUGGGGACAUGUACCAGCUGGACAUCCUGGACACCUCUGGUAACCAUCCGUUCCCUGCCAUGCGCCGGCUGUCUAUCCUCACAGGAGACGUCUUCAUCCUGGUGUUUAGCCUGGAUAGCCGGGAGUCCUUCGACGAGGUCAAGCGCCUCCAGAAACAGAUCCUGGAGGUCAAGUCCUGCCUGAAGAAUAAGACCAAGGAGGCCGCAGAGCUGCCUAUGGUGAUCUGUGGGAACAAGAAUGACCACAGUGAGCUGUGCCGCCAGGUCCCUGCCAUGGAGGCGGAACUGUUGGUGUCCGGGGAUGAAAACUGCGCCUACUUCGAGGUGUCAGCCAAGAAGAACACGAACGUAAACGAGAUGUUCUACGUGCUGUUCAGCAUGGCCAAGCUGCCCCACGAGAUGAGCCCUGCACUGCACCACAAGAUCUCCGUGCAGUACGGUGACGCCUUCCACCCCCGGCCCUUCUGCAUGCGUCGCACCAAGGUCGCAGGUGCCUAUGGCAUGGUCUCGCCCUUCGCCCGCCGCCCCAGUGUCAACAGUGACCUCAAGUAUAUCAAGGCCAAGGUCCUACGGGAGGGCCAGGCCCGAGAGAGGGACAAGUGCAGCAUCCAGUGAGAGGCAGGGACUUCGGGGAGGGGGCUUGGGCAGUGCCUUAAGGGAGGUGGCUGAGGAUUCCCACUGCCCACAUCCCACAGAGGGCCCUAGGUGUGUACACUGUGCCCAUUCUCUUGAUUCCUGGCCACCACCUGUGAGCUAUGAUUGCGGUUCCUUUGUGGGAGGACAGAGAUGUGUCUGGGGGUAUGUCAGCACUCACGCCAAGACAAUCUCCCAGUGACCUUAGAGCGGGAGGGAUGGGGGAAAGGCCAGGAAUCCUGCGUCAGAAGCAAGAUGCUCAGUACAAGUCACAGGAUGAGAACAUCUUAGCCAGAUGUCCCAGCCAGAUUCCCUGGUGGCCUCUGCUCCCUCUGUGCAGACAGGCUUGGUCUCUAUGCCUCUGGAGAAACCACCCUCCUGGGUCUUCAGCUCCUGCCCUCUGGCCCAGCUGUGUACCCCCUCGCCUCCAACUUAGCCCCUGGCCACUCUGACGUUGAGCCAACAGAGAAACAGAGACAGACAGAGAUGGAGAGACACGUGCCUGUGUCCCUCAGACCACUGCCUCUUGGCUACAUUCCCAGGCCUGUCCAUAUAACAUUUCUCGUUGUUUUGAAGUGUGUUUCCUGUUCUGUUUGCAGUAGACAUGAAGUCCUUGUACUGUAAGAGCCCAAUGCCUUGUCUUUGACAGGGUUUCCCUACUCAAAUCCAUUGCUUUAGCUGGGGUCUCCCUUCCUGCUCCCAGGCAGGCUGUGCAGCUGGGUCCUACCCAGUGUUCAUCAGCUUACAAAGAGCCCACAGUGCCACAGCCACCGCAGGACCCUCCUGCCCUCAGGAGAGGAUGAUGGGGCUUUGAGAAUGUGACUCCAAACCCUUCCGGUAACUAGUUCAGGACAGAGCUCUGACUGGAUGCAGCUUUCUUCCGCUGUAGUCCCUUAAACAUCUGCUGAGUACCUACUGGAUACUCGGUCACUUGUGUGCUAGGCAACAGUAGGCGAGGGGCCUCAUGUGUCCCCCAGCUCCAGCCUCUGCCCGUCCAUGGUGCCCCUUCUGCACACACAGCUGUUAGAGGAUGUGGAACAGCUGAGAGCCAGAGCCGAGUCCAGGACAGGUUGGAAGGAAGACUUAUGGUGGGACUUCUCCUAGCGUUCAGGCUAUGCUAGGUACACGGGAGUGGGGUUGAGGGACGACUAUGACCCUGAAAACCAAAGGUCCCGUUCACCAACUCUUAAUACAUUUGUGCUUUCGUCUCCAUAGUACUGCAGCUGGCCCACUGAGAUGGCUCCGUGGGCCAAGACACGUGCUGCCAAGCUUUCAGCCUGAGUUCGGUUCCAGGGUCCCAUGAAGUAAGGAGAGGAGUAACUUGCUAGCCAUCCUUUGACCUCUGCACAUGCACACAGAGUGGUGAGGCUGGCGGUUAUCAGAAACCAUAGGAAUCUACCAGUGCAUUCUCUCAAGGCCCAAGUCACUCACCGCAGGCGAGGCCAGCCAUGGGCCUUCCACACACACCAGGUCACACCCUGCGCUGGAGCUCCCUGCGACGACAGGGAUUUGGAUCAUGUUACACACCCCUCCCCCAGAGCAAUCACUGAGGUAAUCUGUGGAUGCUGUGCAAUGCUCUUCUUAACGCACACCAGGCCCAGCCCUGACUCCACACCUCAAACAGCUGCCGCCCAGCACAACUGCUUCAGCGCUUGCUUCUGUCCUGCAGUGACCCCAGCCUCAACCCCGAGAGUAUACCAGGUACUUGUCCAGGCAGGUGUUUGGCCUGGCCCCAUCCAGUCAGGCUCCAUUGCGUGGACCUCUGUGUACACUAUCAAUUAAAGUUGGUUUGUUAGCAGC